This is a messenger RNA of Drosophila busckii, 2313 nucleotides long. RefSeq lists its product as uncharacterized. The coding region runs from base 519 to 2048 and encodes 509 amino acids. NCBI's taxonomy places the organism in Eukaryota, Metazoa, Arthropoda, Insecta, Diptera, Drosophilidae. The transcript is spliced from 5 exons. The record is from RefSeq and is a predicted model, not a curated record.
UUAAGCUCAGCUGACGCGCGUUUCGUGUACGCGUUCGUUGCCUAAGUCUUUUGAUUUUCACUUUUAACUGUUUUCAAAGAGUACGCGCGCGCGCAUGCUGGCGAGCUGCUUAAAGCGUUACCGUUAGCCGUGUACGUUACGGUUUUGCACUGUUGUAACUUUGCAUUUGGAUUAAUGCUAACAUGCCGCUGCAAUAAAGUGAAAGUUUCAGCAUCACUUCAAAUUAAAUUCAAAACCAUGACAGCUAACAAUUGGGACGCUUAAAGCUUUCGCAUCCACUACGCUCUAACUGAACUGAAAACUCAUUGAAUCAUUAAGCCUUGAAGUAGAACUAGAACUUGCUUGUCAGCGCUGCGCACCACUGACACCAAGCCGCCAACAUCAAGGCCGGCGGGAAAGCUUACUCACCAAAAUUCAUAACAAAAGCAAAAUCAAAACCGAACCAAACCAAACCAAGCUUCUUUUCUUCUUUUAUUUUCGUCGACCACGUAAAUCAACAACAACAAAUAUAUACGAUAAUGAAUUAUCAAAAGGCCAGUGAAACGCAUUCGCCGUCCUCGUUCAAAAAACAGCAACGCUUGCCCCACAGCAGCAAGAGCGGCGGCAAAGGCGGCGGCGGCAAGAGCAACGGUAAUAGCAUACAAAACUUUUGGAACGAACGCAUCAUGGAGCGUUUCAUAAAGGCGAAUCUAUUCAUUAUCUGCUGUGUGGCGGCGGGUCUAUUGCUGAUUGUGUAUCUGGGCGCCUUCUCGUGUGAGGUCUCUUGGCUAUUGGAGGCACAUGGCGAGCUGCCCUUUGCUGCCUACACGCUAUGCACGCUCUACUUUGUGAUGUUUGUGGCUACGACAAUCUUGAUACAUGGCCUGGUUAGCGGAUUGUGCUGGCCGCUUUUUGCUUGGUCCAUGGUUAUUGGUCUGCUGUCCAUACCGGAGCUGGUGUUUGUUAUGUUGAUGACCACACAGCAUUGGGGUCUGCAGUCCGUGCAUGGACUCACCGAGCUCACCUCUUAUCUAAUACGACUGAUCAUCAAUUGCCUGGCGUUGAUUUGCGUCAUACCCACAGGCAUACGCUGGCGUCGUGAGCUGCAGGUGCUCAAUCAGCUACAGGGUCUGGCUACGCGGUUAUCGCUGCAAACGCCUGCGCCCAGCGUGCCCAUGACCAAAGCGGACUCACGUCGCUCCAGUCAGCGUCUGAGUGGCUUUGAAAAUGCAGGCUAUCAACUUUGCGAUGAAACCAAGCUGCCACUGGGUGCUGGCAUGAACAAUGCAGGCUCCGCUUAUGGCUCGCAGAAUGAAUUUAAUGCCAGCAUGUUUGCUCCGGCGUUGAUACAGCAGUUCCAGCAGCCGGCGCAGCGCGCCAGCGCAGGCAACGCUUCACAUCGCGCGCAGUCCUUGAUGGAUCUGCGCUGCACGCUGCCUGGCAUGUAUAAUCCACGUCAUGUGCUCGAAACGGAGGACAAGAAUGGCAAGUACUUCAACAUAACCAUUGACGAUCUGAAGCACAAUCUGCAGGACUCGCAUAGACCGUCGCCGCCUUCGAUUAUAGGCUCGAGCAGCAACGAUCCUAUAUACUGCUCCAUAGAGCCCAAGCUGCCAACGCCGCCUGCGCAGCUGCGUCAUGCCUCACGCGGCGGCCACAAGCAGCUGCCGCCUGCCAAACUCUCGCGCAACUGCAUCUCACUGGAGAAUCUGGAUGGCAUUAACAAGGUGCAAAACGAUCUGGCAGCCUAUGGCAACAAUCUGCUGCAGAACUAUACAGCUCAGCAGCAAUACUAUCUGGCCAUGCUGCUGCAGAAUCCGCUGCAGCAUCCGCAGGCAGCAGCAGCGCUCUACCGUCGCCCCAGCGCCUGCAGCACCAACGGCGGCUAUGCGGUGCAGCCACAGCCGCUGCCACGUCGCUCCGCGCACGGCGGCUCGCAGCAGCAGAUGCAGUACUACGGCGGCUUUGGCUAUGCCAACUAUAUCAAUCCCUAUAUUACGGCCAACAGCAAAUUAUCGCUGGGCAACGAAUCCGACGACUAUCGCAAGUAUCGCGAUGUGGCGCUUUAGUCUUUAGUUUAAGUUUAAGUUGCAAGUCACUUUAGUUUUAGCACGCGCGUCUAACCUAUUGACAUUACUCGGUAUAACGACCAAAGAGCCAACAAACUAACUCAGUUGCAGUUCACAAAACUAAAAACUAAACGUGCAAGUUCAAGUUGAGGAAGCCGUUAAAAUAAGUUUUAGUUGCUAAACUAGUUGUUAAGUUUUACGAGCGACAAACGAAAUUCAUUUAUGUUUUUUUGUAGUUUGUAUAAUUAGGUUAUAACAUUAACAA